ACCCUUGGUGGCGCCAUACCCACGAUGACGAAGGACAGUGGACCGCCAAUUGAGAGUAUCAUCUGUGCUGAUCUGCUGCUACUAGGACGACAACAACGACAACAUCAAAGACAUCCUGAAAAGAGGAAGCAAAGCAACAGGCUUCAACAAUCUCGUAUCCUUUUCAUUCUCUUUCUGCUACCUACCAUUUUUUGCUUGCGUCUUUCACGGCAGGGGCAUUCUUUGUGUGUGGCUGCACUCUCCCCGCCAAGGCAUUUUCAGUGGAGCUUGCCAAGACCAAGUACGAAACGAAUGAGCGCCAUGACCAACAAGGGCGAUGCAACAGCCAUUGGCAGUUUUGAAAAUUUCCUUGCCAAAACACGGGCGAUUGAAAGUCCCAAUCACGUCGUGGUGGGAAAUGCCGCGGGAGAUGCGGAUAGCAUUAUCAGUGCCUUGACAUUGGCCUACAUUGAUUCUGAUGCAUUACAAAAAAGAAUGAUAUCGCCCGUGGUGUCAAUCACCCAACAGGACUUGGAAACCCAACGACCCGAGGUUUCCUUUCUCUUUCGUACAGUCGGCUUGGAGCAGUCCGUGGUGGACACUAUGCGAUUCAUUGACGACCCCGUCAUCACAACGGGCAACAACCACAAAAAGAAGAAAUUGACUUUGGUGGACCACAAUCGCGCCGAAGUCAUCUUUUCUCCCGAUUGUUGGGAUGUGGUAGAAAUCUUGGAUCAUCAUUUUGAUGAGAACCAACACACGGAAACCUGCUCGGGCGACCAACGAAACAUUGCCUUUGCCAACGAUAAGGCUACAGUAGCCAGUACGUGCACAUUGAUUGCCGAGAGACUACUGCAACAACAAAAGCAAAACAGCAACAACAACAAGUAUCAUCCCACAGUGGCCACGUUGCUAUUGGGGACCAUCCUCUUGGAUUCCGUCAACAUGAUUCCGGCGGCGGGCAAGGGUACUCCUCGUGAUGCCACCGCCAUUCAAAACUUGCUCGAGAAUACGGAUUGGUCCUUGUCGACAUCGGCGGCCAAGGCUGCCUGGAGCAACAAUAAUGACAAUGAUGGAAGACCGGAUACGACCCAACUGUUUGAAUCUCUCCAAGCGGCCAAAUUUGAUCCAGCCUUUUGGAAUGGUCUCUCGGUACCGGAUGCCUUGAGAUUGGACUACAAACGGUUUUCUACCUCCAAAAAUGGAACCGUCUUUGGAGCUUCCGCGGUCUUGUUACCUAUGGCUGAUUUUAUCAAAAAGCCACAAUUCCAAAAGGGAAUUCGAGAGUACAUGACACAAACGGCAAACGUCGAACUACUGGCCAUUUUGUUCUUUUUCACCGACGAUGGAGGUGAGAAUCGCCGUCAGCUGUGUGUCUGUGGGAGCAAUGAGAAGGUCGUGGACGAAAUGAUAUCUCAUCUCCAGGAGGAUGGAACGUUGGAUCUACAAGAGAUUGUGGAAAACGACAAUGUUUGUUGGUCGUCAAACAACAAUGGCGAUGAUGAUGAUGUUUCCCUUGUGAUGCGAAUGUUUGACCAACGCAACGCCAAAGCCAGUCGGAAGCAAGUUGCGCCAUUGAUGAUCAAGUUCUUUGAGAGUCGUUGAUUGACUGACGGUUGGGUUUGAGAAUCGAAUCAGACUUUAGAAGUCUUCAGCUCAUAGAUGGAUGGCACAACGCCCUCCCAAAAGAGAGUAUCAUGUGUCGUCGUGGAUGAAUGACCAGCUUGGCUUGAGCUUCUCGACUUACAAAUAGUUCGGUACGAUACCCAAACUUCCGUUCAGCGAACUAUCGGUACUGGCUUUGUAUCUAUCGUCACCAGCCGAUGAGUUUUUCCAGACGAGUACAACUCUAUCUAGCUAACUAGUACUUUCGGGAAGUCAAGUAACGGUGCUGUUGUCUUUCGACCCAUCCGUGUGUGCCAUUUUAAAAAACAAAAAAAACAAAUGAGUCGAGUCA
Messenger RNA from Seminavis robusta, 1936 nucleotides. The record is from the annotation of a GenBank genome assembly. Lineage: Eukaryota; Bacillariophyta; Bacillariophyceae; Naviculales; Naviculaceae.